Messenger RNA from Nipponia nippon (crested ibis), 2165 nucleotides. Lineage: Eukaryota; Metazoa; Chordata; Aves; Pelecaniformes; Threskiornithidae. The record is from RefSeq and is a predicted model, not a curated record.
GACCCUGGGGCUGAGGCGGGGCCAUGUCGACGCUGGCCCCCCUGCGCCUGCUGCGCGAGCCCUGGAACGCCAGCAAGGGCAACCAGAGCAACGCCACGGCCGGGGCCGGCAGCGCCUGGUGCCAGGGGCUCAACAUCCCCAACGAGCUCUUCCUCGCGCUGGGGCUGGUGAGCCUGGUGGAGAACCUGCUGGUGGUGGCCGCCGUCCUGAGGAACAGGAACCUGCACUUGCCCAUGUACUACUUCAUCUGCUGCCUGGCCGUCUCCGACAUGCUGGUGAGCAUCAGCAACCUGGCGGAGACGGUCUUCGUGCUGCUGAUGGAGCGUGGCGUGCUGGUGAUCCGCGCCAGCGUCGUCCACCACAUGGACAACGUCAUCGACAUGCUCAUCUGCAGCUCCGUCCUGUCCUCCCUCUCCUUCCUGGGGGUCAUCGCCGUGGACCGCUACAUCACCAUCUUCUACGCCCUGCGCUACCACAGCAUCAUGACGCUGCAACGGGCCAUGGUGACCAUGGCCACCGUCUGGCUGGCCAGCACCGUCUCCAGCACCGUCUUCAUCACCUACUGCCGCAACAACGCCAUCCUCCUCUGCCUCAUCAGCUUCUUCCUCUUCGUGCUGGUCCUCAUGCUGGUGCUCUACAUCCACAUGUUCGCCCUGGCCCGCCACCACCUCCGCAGCAUCUCCAGCCAGCAGAAGCAGCCCACCCUCCACUGCAGCAGCAGCCUGAAGGGAGCCGUCACCCUCACCAUCCUCCUGGGCGUCUUCUUCGUCUGCUGGGGGCCCUUCUUCUUCCACCUCAUCCUCAUCGUCACCUGCCCCACCAACCCCUUCUGCACCUGCUUCUUCAGCUACUUCAACCUCUUCCUCGUCCUCAUCAUCUGCAACUCGGUGGUUGACCCCUUCAUCUACGCCUUCCAGAGCCAGGAGCUCCGGCGGACGCUGCGGGAGGUGGUGCUGUGCUCCUGGCAGGCGGCGGGACCUCACAAGUACGUGCCUCGCGCCAUCCUGGUGGACCUGGAGCCGGGGACGAUGGACAGCGUGCGCUCGGGCGCCUUCGGCCACCUCUUCCGCCCCGACAACUUCAUCUUCGGGCAGAGUGGGGCCGGCAACAACUGGGCCAAGGGCCACUACACGGAGGGGGCCGAGCUGGUGGACUCGGUGCUGGACGUGGUGCGGAAGGAGUGUGAGAACUGCGACUGCCUGCAGGGUUUCCAGCUGACCCACUCGCUGGGCGGCGGCACCGGCUCCGGCAUGGGCACCCUCCUCAUCAGCAAGGUGCGGGAGGAGUACCCCGACCGCAUCAUGAACACUUUCAGCGUGGUGCCGUCCCCCAAGGUGUCGGACACGGUGGUGGAGCCCUACAACGCCACCCUCUCCAUCCACCAGCUGGUGGAGAACACGGAUGAGACCUACUGCAUCGAUAACGAAGCUCUCUACGACAUCUGCUUCCGCACCCUCAAGCUGGCCACCCCCACCUACGGCGACCUCAACCACCUCGUCUCGGCCACCAUGAGUGGCGUCACCACCUCCCUCCGCUUCCCCGGCCAACUCAACGCCGACCUCCGCAAGUUGGCCGUCAACAUGGUGCCCUUCCCGCGUCUCCACUUCUUCAUGCCGGGCUUCGCCCCGCUGACGGCCCGCGGCAGCCAGCAGUACCGCGCCCUCACCGUCCCCGAGCUCACCCAGCAGAUGUUCGACGCCAAGAACAUGAUGGCCGCCUGCGACCCCCGCCACGGCCGCUACCUCACUGUGGCCACCGUCUUCCGAGGCCGCAUGUCCAUGAAGGAGGUGGACGAGCAGAUGUUGGCCAUCCAGAGCAAGAACAGCUCCUACUUCGUGGAGUGGAUCCCCAACAACGUCAAGGUGGCCGUCUGCGACAUCCCUCCCCGGGGGCUGAAGAUGUCCUCCACCUUCAUCGGCAACAGCACGGCCAUCCAGGAGCUCUUCAAGCGGAUCUCGGAGCAGUUCACGGCCAUGUUCCGCCGCAAGGCCUUCCUCCACUGGUACACGGGCGAGGGGAUGGACGAGAUGGAGUUCACCGAGGCCGAGAGCAACAUGAACGACCUGGUGUCCGAGUACCAGCAGUACCAGGACGCCACGGCCGAGGAGGAGGGCGAGAUGUACGAGGACGACGAGGAAGAGUCGGAGGCGCAGGGCGCCAAGUGA